Gossypium arboreum is the source of this 1484-nucleotide messenger RNA. Its product is annotated as malate dehydrogenase, mitochondrial-like. Gene Ontology annotation, biological process: tricarboxylic acid cycle; malate metabolic process. Gene Ontology annotation, molecular function: L-malate dehydrogenase (NAD+) activity. Lineage: Eukaryota; Viridiplantae; Streptophyta; Magnoliopsida; Malvales; Malvaceae. Bases 159 to 1178 code for a protein of 339 amino acids. Gene Ontology annotation, cellular component: mitochondrion; cytoplasm. The transcript is spliced from 7 exons. The record is from RefSeq and is a predicted model, not a curated record.
UUGGCAGCUACUGUAAACCAGUAAAAGAGUGAAAUUUAGUUCACUUAUUUUUCCCAUUGCUUCACUUGUUAUAAAUACAAAAAACCCAGACAUUUCUUCCUCCUCGAAUCUCUCAACCAAGCCAUUCCAACACUCUUCAGCUUGAACUCUCCGCAACAAUGUUUCGAUCAGUAGCUCGAUCGGCCGCCGGAAAGCACCUCCUCCGCCGAGGAUAUGCCACUGAAUCUGUUCCCGAUCGGAAGGUCGCGGUUUUGGGCGCUGCCGGAGGGAUUGGCCAGCCCUUGGCUCUCCUCAUGAAGCUUAACCCUCUUGUUUCUCGACUGGCUCUCUAUGAUAUCGCUAACACUCCCGGCGUUGCAGCUGAUGUCAGCCACGUCAACACCAGAUCUGAGGUUGCUGGAUAUGUUGGUGAAGAUCAAUUGAAGCAAGCUUUGGAGGGAUGUGAUGUUGUCAUCAUUCCUGCUGGGGUGCCAAGAAAGCCUGGUAUGACUCGCGACGAUCUUUUCAACAUCAAUGCUGGAAUCGUCAAGGGUCUAUGUGCUGCUAUUGCCAAGUAUUGCCCUAAUGCACUUGUUAAUAUGAUCAGCAACCCUGUCAAUUCAACUGUUCCAAUUGCUGCUGAGGUUUUCAAGAAGGCAGGGACAUAUGAUGAGAAAAAGUUGUUUGGUGUAACUACCCUUGAUGUGGUUAGGGCUAAGACUUUCUACGCUGGGAAGGCAAAAGUGAAUGUUGCAGAUGUCAAUGUUCCAGUUGUUGGUGGCCAUGCUGGAAUAACCAUUCUCCCACUAUUUUCCCAAGCCACACCAAAAGCCAAUUUGCCUGAAGAGGAUAUCAAGGCUCUAACAAAGCGAACACAAGAUGGAGGCACUGAAGUUGUGGAAGCAAAGGCUGGAAAGGGAUCAGCAACAUUAUCAAUGGCCUAUGCUGGUGCAAUUUUCGCUGAUGCUUGCCUUAAGGGACUGAAUGGUGUUCCUGAUGUCGUGGAAUGUUCAUUUGUACAGUCAACUGUCACUGAACUUCCCUUCUUUGCUUCUAAGGUAAGGCUUGGAAAGAAUGGUGUGGAGGAAGUUAUGGGGUUGGGUCCUCUCUCUGACUAUGAGCAGGCAGGUUUGGAGAGCCUUAAACCAGAACUUAAAGCAUCUAUAGAGAAGGGAAUCAAGUUUGCCAACCAGAAUUAAAUUUAUAUUAUUUGAGAUAUUCUUCCAUUAGAACAAUGAAAAUUUUGCAGUUACUUCGGCUGCUAUUGGUGUUUUUUUUCUUGCAGCAAGCAGCAUCGGCUUUGCUGUUGUUAAUAGGAUAGCCAUACCAUAAGUUUCCACUAAUAAUUCCCAGUGGUAUGUUGCAGGAAGUGUGUGAUUAAAAACCCGUUUUUGUUUAGGUGGGGGAUGUUUAAUUACAAACCAUUUUAAAAUUGUGAUAUUACAUUUAAUCUUCCACGAUUAUUCCGUCUUUGGUGGUGACGAAGGCUUACUCUUUAUCCUAAA